AUGGCGCUCCCUCCCAAGUGGUACCAGUUCCUUGUGAGCGUUUUCGCCUCGCUCGGUUCCUUCAACUAUGGUUAUGACUUGGGUGUCAUUGCCUCUGCCAUCGCCUCGGCUUCCUUCAAGACCAAGUUCGGCGAAGAUCCCAACGAGAUUGGCGCUGUCGUCUCCGUCUUCACCGGAGGUGGUUUCAUCGGCGCCGGUCUUGCCGGUCCCACCGGUGACAAACUCGGCCGUAAACUGACCAUCCUCAUCGGCGCUUCCAUCUUCGUUCUCGGUGGCGCUCUCCAGGCCGCAGCCCAGUCUCUGGCCUUCCUCUACGCCGGCCGCGCCCUCGCUGGUGUCGGUGUCGGUUUCUUGACCAUGAUUAUCCCCAUGUACCAGGCCGAACUAUGCCACCCCAGUAUCCGUGGACGAGUCACCGCUCUGCAACAAUUCAUGCUCGGUGUCGGUGCCCUCGCCGCCGCCUGGAUCUCAUACGGCACCUACAUCGGAUUCGCCGAGGACGACAACAACCAGUGGCGUGUCAGUCUGGGCAUCCAGUGCAUCCCCGGUGGUAUCCUCGCUCUGCUCAUUCUGCUGUUCCCCGAGUCUCCCCGUUGGCUCAUCGACCACGGCCGCGUCGACGAGGGUCUCCAGACCCUGGCCAAGCUCCACGCGCAUGGCGACGUCAACGAUGCCUGGGUCCGCGCCGAGUUUGACCAGAUCCAAGAGUCCAUCGCCGUCGAGCACGAGGGCUCCGCCAAGUCCUACAAGGAACUGUUCACCGACAAGUCCUGCUUCCGCCGCCUCUUCCUUGCCUGCGCCCUGCAAGCGUCCAUCCAGAUGACUGGCGUCAGUGCCAUCCAAUAUUACUCGGUCACCAUUUACGAGAAGAUCGGCAUCGCCGGCGACGAGACUCUUCGCUACCAGGCCAUCUCCUCCGUCAUUGCCCUCGUUGCCCAAUUCCUCUGCAUGAUGCUCAUCGACAAGACCGGCCGCCGCUGGCCCUUGAUCUUGGGCAACAUCGGCAACUGCAUCACCUUCAUCAUUGCCACCAUCCUGCUCGCAAAGUUCCCCCCCGGCUCCGAGAAUGCCAGCGGAAGCGCAGCGUGGGGCUUCAUUGCCAUGACCUGGCUCUACAACUUCAGCUUCAGCGCCACCUGCGGUCCCCUCUCGUGGAUCAUCCCUGCCGAGAUCUUUGACAUGAAGACUCGUUCCAAGGGUGUCUCAAUCGCCACCAUGAUCUCGUACGCUUUCAACACCCUCAUCGGCCAGACGACCUCUGUGGCUCUGGACGACAAGAGCGGAAUCGGCUGGCGCUGGUACAUUCUCUUCAUUGUGUGCAACUUCACCAACGCCAUCUUCUUCUGGGCCUUCCUUCCCGAGACCGCCAGACGUCCCCUCGAGGAGAUGAGAUACCUGUUCACCGAGGCGCCUCUCUUCAUCCCGACGUUGGACAUGAAGACCGUCGAGACGCACGACCUCGAGCGAAGAGUCGAGGCUGUCGAGCAGAAGCGGGAGAACCUUUGA
Messenger RNA from Colletotrichum higginsianum IMI 349063, 1506 nucleotides. RefSeq names its product Hexose transporter. Gene Ontology annotation, cellular component: membrane. The coding region runs from base 1 to 1506 and encodes 501 amino acids. Gene Ontology annotation, molecular function: carbohydrate:proton symporter activity. Lineage: Eukaryota; Fungi; Ascomycota; Sordariomycetes; Glomerellales; Glomerellaceae. The transcript has 4 exons. The record is from RefSeq and is a predicted model, not a curated record. Gene Ontology annotation, biological process: transmembrane transport; carbohydrate transport.